AUGAUGGCCAUUGAGAAAACACAGACUGAGAUCCUGGAAUGCCUUCGAGCUCUGAUGUCGACUAACAUGCCAGCGUCACCUGUACCCGAUGACCGACCACCAUAUGAGCAUGGUUCCACCGACGAUCCUAAUCUGCUAUCUCCUCGUCCGUACGAAAGGAAAUGUGGCAGUAUGUUGUCACUUGAUCCUCCGCUACCUUCUCCCAUGAAGAUAGGAAGUGUGAGGCGGCGGCAUGAAGAGUACACCACCAUUACUGACUCCAUUUCUAUCCAUAAGGAAGGGAGAGGUUUACGGCAAGGACGAUCGCUCUCUACGGAACAUCCAGAGAGUGAUCACAGCGAAGACGGAGCGGGAUCACAUGACGAACGGGAGAGUUCAGUCCGUCCGAAGAGAUCUACAGCAGAUAAAAGAGCUGAUGAGACCGACCACUCACGAUUGCUGGAAGAGGAGGAACUAGCAGAUUGCGAAUUGACGGAUAUUCCUUCUGAUGUUGACGAUGUUGCCGUAAACCUAACCGAGGAAGAACUAGAGCCAGACCUUCACACCAGCCUUGAUGAUUCUAAAGGUAUCGUAUUCUCAGUGGUGAACGAGCAAGAGUCUCCUCAUCCAUCGCCUCAACGAGUGCAGAGCCCUAUGUCAUCUAGCGCAUAA
Cylicostephanus goldi is the source of this 651-nucleotide messenger RNA. The record is from the annotation of a GenBank genome assembly. NCBI's taxonomy places the organism in Eukaryota, Metazoa, Nematoda, Chromadorea, Rhabditida, Strongylidae.